Molecule: messenger RNA, 4079 nt
Organism: Toxotes jaculatrix (banded archerfish)
Lineage: Eukaryota; Metazoa; Chordata; Actinopteri; Toxotidae
Gene: tprn
Product: taperin
Exons: 4
Coding region: 154-2757 (867 amino acids)
Molecular function (GO): phosphatase binding
Source: RefSeq, a predicted model, not a curated record
AAAGACGGUAGGGAUGUGUGUGAGCGUGUGGUGAUCGGUGCUGCAGGUACACUCAGAGACGGAUACAGGUUUUUCUAGCCGCACCGGACCGCGGCAAGACCGCCUCGGAGCCUGCCUCUAUUCCUCUUCAUCCCCUCCAAACAACCCUCCGCAAUGUCUGGCGGAGGAGAGGUACGCGUCCUCCGUCAAGAGCCCGGACAAGAGAGCCCGAGGAUGCCGGCCUGGAAGCGAGAGAUUCUGGAGAGGAGGAAGGCGAAGGGCGGCGGGUCUGGAGGAGCCGGUGUCGCGGAGACAAGCCCCAGCGGUGCGGGCCCGCAGCGGGUUAACGGCGAGGUGACGGGAAAUGUGAACGGCAGCAGCGGCGGCGGACCCAAGAGAGACAGCGGACCGAGCGGCGGGUCCGGGCGGAACUACACCAUCACCACGGCCAGCCAACACUUCGCCAACAACAAAGAGACACGACCGGCGGCCGCGGAGAGGACGACGCCGAGAGAGGACGACAGACAGGAGAGCCUAGUGCUACAGGAGAGCCUGGGCCCGCUGGAGGAGAACCCGUUCAUCAAGCUGGAGAAGGAGCGGAGGAGGCGACAGGACCGAGAAAACGCCGCUCGUCCGGUGCAGCACAUCCUGGAGCUUUACGGCAGCGUACCCGGUAUCCGGACUAUCCGUGCAGAGAAUAUUAUCAUAAUUGAAUCGGAUCCAGAUUAUUUUCCGGAAGCCGGAGGGGCAAAAACCGGGUCCAAGUGGCAGCAAAACGGUGUCAGUAGUUAUAGCUCUCUGAACGACCUCCUGGACCGGAGAGGGAGUGCUGUUACUGAGAUAAGAGCCAAGGAAGUGGUGAUUUAUGACACCACGUUAAGCAAGAGUGAGGAGAACUUGAGCACCCUGGGCCGCCCUGAUCUUGAAGUCCCAUCAUAUGAGACAGGAGAGGGUCAAGGCAGGGUCAGCCGGAUGCUGCAGAAGUUUGACAGCAACUAUGGGAAGCUGCAGAAGAAGUCCCACAGCACAGAGAACCUGCUGGACCUGGAUUGUAGUGCCAGCAGCAGGCCACGACUCUGGCCCAAGCCACAGCCAGAUCUGGUGCCAAAGCCCAGGCCAGGCCCGUCAGUCAGCAGCCCGGUCAGCAGCCACCCGUCGUCGCCUGUCUUCCAGAGUCCCUGGUCUUCCAAACCAAAGCCACAGCCUGCUGUCUCUGAGCCAGGCAGCCCCCAGCGCCCCAUCAGGUCUCCACAGUCGGUGUCUUCCUUCCGUCAGCGGUUUGAGGAGAGCGGGGGCAGCGGCGUGGCUGUCACACCCAGAGAUGAGCCAGACAGGGGGCUAACCAAGCCCACCAGGGAGAGAGACUGGGAGUGCACCGAGGUGCCACCCAAACCCAAGGUGCCAUGCUCUCCGGAGACCCGUCGUGUCCGUGCCGAGACCCCCUCAAGUCCCAUCUCAUCCAAGGUGGCACGCUCCUCGCCUGACUUUGAGAUCCGUCCCUCUCCAAAGCCAGACCUCGACCGAAUUCCUGAUGGGGAUACCCAGGCGCGGGCCCUUGCAAACCUGCGCCUGCAGUCCCGGAACUCCUUCACAGUGAUCCCCAAGCGUCACCUCGCUGCCUCAUCUGCAGCAAGCAGUCUGGCCCCAUCUGGCCCCAUCAAGUCUUCCCCUUCCCACAGAGUGGCAGAGGUGCCCACACCAGGAGUGCCAACCUCCCAUGCCCCUACACCCACUCUGACACACUCAAAGAGGAAGGAGGAGAAAGAGCAGGGAGAGAAGGAGGUGGAGAGGGUAAUAAGGCCCAAGCCUGAACCAUCUACUUCUGUUGCCACAAGUCCUGCACCUCCUCCAGCCUCAGAACCUGUGUCUCCAUCUCCUGCUCUCACCCCAGCUCCAUCCUCUCCUCCUGCCCUGUCUUCACCUCCCUCUUCUCCAGCUGUUCCAUCCUCACCCCCUUUCUCUCCCCCUGCCACAUCUCGUGUCCCUUCAGACUCUCCUGCCCCACUUCCUGUUCCUUCUACGCCUACCCCAGCUCCAGAACAACCACCCGUGGACCAGCUACCAGUAACAAACAUAGACGAUGUUGAGGUGGAGCCACCGCAGCGUGUCCCUGUUCCCAGCCCCAUGGUGCAGAGGAGAAAGGGGAACACCUUCACUGUGGUGCCUAAACGUAAGGUGGAGACCGAGGCCCAGUCAAGUUCACCUGAGCCCCCGCAGCAAGCCCCAGCGGAGACCCCUCCUGGAUCUACACCACCGCAGGCUCCCUAUGCUCAGCUGGGCUCCCUGCUGAAGAAGCGCUAUCCUGCUGUGGAGGAGAUUGAGGUCAUCGGUGGGUACCUUUCCCUCGCCAAGUCCUGCCUCUCUAAGACGGGCUCCACAGGCAAGAAGCUCAAAAUCUCAUUCAAUGAGUCGAGUCUCCAGAGUACGUACGAGUAUCCGUCAGAGAGCAGCGUGUGGGACAGCGGGGACGAGGACGAGGAGGAGAAACAAGACGCGAAGGUGGCGGACGAACAGCCAAGCAUGGUGGGACGCCUCCACAUCCCCCGACCCAGUUUCACCACCUCGCCCACACACACGACCAACAGCAACGACCUUUCCAGCUAUAUCCCCAAGCACACGGUGGACUUCAGCGCCUGGCAGGAGCACAAGCACGACGACAGUGUUUACCAGGAAGACGCCACUGCCCAACAGAUGCAGAUGACAGAGGAAGUUAUGCUCACACCAGCAGACAGCUCCUCCCUGUCUGACUACAGCAGCGAGCCCGCUCUUUACUUCUGAUGGGUCGGACCAAUCCGCUGUACAGCAACUUUACAGCAUCACACUUGUGGGGACCAGACCGCAGCCAGAGCCCAGAGGGAGUCUGUCACACAUGGGCCUGACCUGCCUGCAGCUCUACACUCCAGCCAUCUCUAAGCACAUCUUCCUGAUCAGAAAGGAAAUACAGUGUUGUCGUUUUUCUUUUUUUUUUUUUUUUUUGGGCUGAUUUCCUGCCACGGUACCACUACAUGCCACGUUAUCAAGUGCAUAUCAGAGCAGAGCAGCUUUUUUUUUUUUGCCAGGCAGCUUUUGACCUGGCGUAACCAAUCCAGAAGCAGCUGGACUGUCUUUCCCCUCUGAUCUUGGACAGUUGAUCUGUCAGCCUCCCUCCCUCCUCCCUCACCCUCACUAACAAGAUGUCUGACGGAAUCUAAUCGAUUGUCAAAAUCUGGAAGAGACGUCUGUCUUCCUCUCCAGACUCUGGAAGAAGUCCACUGGCUCCAUGUCUCUCUCGCUCCGGGUUUCUUGGGGGGCGACGUCGACGAGCAAAGGAGUUUAAAGCAAAACUCCUUCAGAAAACCAGGAAGCCGCCAGUGCCCACGUGUAGGUAUCGCCACGGUGACAGAGUUCAGUGUUAGCAUGGAAACAUGUCACUAGGACGUUCUCCAAAAAUGUAGGACACGGAGGACCAGUCCGCUUGCGUACAGUAGAUUGAUGGCAGACUCAAACACACAAAAACAAAAAAAAAAAGGUUAAAGGGUGCCACAAUUGUAGUUAUUUUUUUGUCUUGUUUUUUUUUUUUUUUUUGUACCUGCAUGUUUUGAUUUCAGCCAACACCUCAGUUGGUUCUGUUUUACUGUAAAGCUUCUGUAUGCCUUUUUAGUUUUGUAUGUUCUCUGGCAAACUAUGCUGUAAUGAAGCUGCUGGACGUCUGGUAGAGGAGUCUUAACGGCAAGCAAACUUCAACACACGUCCCUCUCCCUUUGUGAAGGGGGGAGGAAACAUAUGCACCCGGGGGGGGAGGGAAGGUUUGUUGUCCAUCAGUAGCAGCUCUGAUCCCUGAUCACAUGCUUGAAAAAAGUGACCUUGGCCAAUAAUGUCUGUAUGUCCAUGUUGCUGGUGACAAAACAAAACAUCAUACCGCAGAAUGUUUGCGUAUAUCCUCCAUCAAGGUUAUCUGUGUCACGUUUAUGGAAAGCUGUUAGACCUCGUGACACGUCUCUCUGGCUUCUUGUGUAUUUAUUCCUGCUUCAAGUUGAAGUUUGCAUGUCUGAGACCUGUUCACGUACAAAAAGAGAAAAAAACAAAAACAAAACAACCAAAAAAAAAAAAAAAAGAUUUUU